Stegastes partitus (bicolor damselfish) is the source of this 3031-nucleotide messenger RNA. RefSeq lists its product as uncharacterized. Gene Ontology annotation, molecular function: protein binding. Gene Ontology annotation, cellular component: THO complex part of transcription export complex. The record is from RefSeq and is a predicted model, not a curated record. NCBI's taxonomy places the organism in Eukaryota, Metazoa, Chordata, Actinopteri, Pomacentridae. Bases 802 to 1743 code for a protein of 313 amino acids. Gene Ontology annotation, biological process: mRNA export from nucleus; signal transduction. The transcript has 11 exons.
ACAUUUGUCUCCCACAUUUUUUUGCAGACAACGAAGAGGCCGACGGAGAAGAGUCUGAAAACAGUAAGACACAUCGUGAAACAAAGUGUCUGUCGAUGCAACUGCUCUGCUUCUGUAUAAGAAACUAGGUUGUUGUUUACAUGUAGACAGCCACGCCUGCUUGUUGUAGUUGUUGCCAUGGCUUUGGUGGUAACUCGCAACCGCAUCAUCAAGAUUAUCGAACUCUGCUGGGCGUUUUGGAACUCAAAUUGAUAUGUAAUUGAGCCCGGCCCGCCCUCACACGCGACCAAAAACCUGGCACACAACGUGGAGUUUGUCGAGGGCGUCUGCUAGAGGUUAACGCAGGAUUUCAGCCUGUUACACACUUUAAGAUUUUCAUUUGAUAAUUCUCAAUCUGAAUUAUUUAACCUUUUAGAAACAGCCGCUGGACCUGCAGCAGAGGUUUUAAACGGGAAAGAUGAGAGGCACUUCAAAUUAUGCUGUGAAAAAUGCAAAGCCAUCCAGCAGAGCCAUGGCAAUGAGCUCGUCACCCCCAGGAGGAUCUCCAGGGGACGAUUACAGGUGCAGCUGGAAGGAGAGGGCACCUACGAGUGUUCGGUCACCGGCCUGGUUUUCGAGGCAUCCGAGCCGGUUCUGGUGCGGUACUCGAUUUUAUCCUGGUCCAAGUUUGGUUCGUUCCUGCGGGAUUCCUGGAAGUUCGCUGGACCUAUCUUCAACGUGGACACGGUCAACAAGGACGCGUCUGUCCUCAAGUCCAUCCAGUUCCCUCACUCCGUCUGCCUAGCUCAUCCAGAAAAUGAGAUGACAUUCAGCGUCCUGCACAUAAAGAACAACCGUCCCCUCAUCGAGCCGACGGUGGACCACUCAGGUAGCCACGUUAAGUGGAAUGUGACGUCGCUGUCCCCCGUGGGUCCCAUUAUUCAGACGAGCCAGGGCGUCGAGCACCACGGGGUGGUCCUGGUCUACAAGCAGCUCGGCAGCGACAACAACAACUACAGCUUCCACGUCUACCUGGCUACAAACAGCUCGUCAGAUAUCAAAGAUAUACGCAAACAGGUACAGGGAUACAAGAACCGCUACAUUCGGAUAGACAAGCCGCCCACGUGUAAACUGGACGAGGGGACGUAUCGCCUCCUGAGCGAGCCAGAGGGAGAGAUUAAACCUCAGGACUUGAAAUUCACCCUCGCAGUUACGAAGAUGAAAGGCUACUUUGAAGCUUUCUUCGAGCAGGCUCCUCCUUUUAAAUUAUCUCUUAUAGAGAUUAACACUGAGGAGACUGUAUGGUCGGCUACCAUCAGAGAAGGUGACUGUGUGAAUAACUCAGAACAGAAGCCAAGGAAAAGGACUAGCAGCAGACAGAGGAGCAGCAGCCCUUCAGAAGAGGAAACAGCCUGUAAAAGACCUCGGUGGCAGGAUGAGUCAGAUGGAGUGAAAACAGCGAUGACUCAGGGCCCAGACAUGUCAGAGAAGCAGCUACUGCAGGUGGCCAAGCGACUCGGGAAGGAGUGGAAGCAGGUGGCCAUCUAUCUAGACUUGAACUCCAAGGAGCUGGAUGACAUCCAGGCAGCAGAGAAAGAUGUGACCAUGCAGAAGCUGAAGAUGCUGGUGGUGUGGAAGGGCAGAAGGCGGCCGGGAGAAGCCACGGCUCACCACCUGUGGAAAAGUGUGGAGGACCUGGACGACUUGCCAAAUGAGGUUCAUCAGACACUGCAAGACAUGAUGAACAACCAAACAGUGAAGUGAACAGAAUAUGAACUACUGAGUAUCUGUCGCUCCAUCAUCGGGAAGAAACAACGUUCUCAGGAAUACAGCAAAGCAGAGUUGACCUCUGCGCUAAACAUCAGCUCUUCCAUCAGUGUGUAUUUCUCUUUUGAAUACUUUCUAAGCAUGAAAGUGUUUAUAUAUGUGCAUUUCAUGAAAAGGGUCAGUGUCUUAACUUUGAGUUGGCAUUUUCCCUAACAAUGUUCAAACGUGGUCCUUUGGUUCUGUAGUGAGCACAGAAUAGUCAAGCUGUACCUAAGCAUUGAAAUCUUGUGUAGCCAGAAUGUGAUGCUCACCAUUAUCAGGUUUGAAAAUGACCAGUCAGGGUUUAGGGGUCAUUGGGAUGUUUAGUAGCUAAUUAUGUAGCCAGUACUAAUAGUAAGUGGAGGUGCUGCAGUGUUUCAACUGCAAAAACUGGGAAAAAUCCAACCUGUGUAUAUUGUUUCACUUUGAAAUGAGUUUGUGGGACUUUUUAUAAACCAAUUAGGCAUUACAUCACAUGCACAGACAUGUGACUGUCCAAAGAGUUACAGACUGAAUUAUGGAAAUAUUUUGUCUUACAUAUGUUGAUACUUGUUUUAUAUUUGUGCACUAUACGUCCUGUACAUAUCUUUUCUUUGUUUUUGUUUUUUUUACCAUCAUUUGCAAACUUAUUUUUUUAUGUCUUUUUUUUACCUUUUUAUGUUUUAUUUCACAACUGUGACUGUAAAAAAAAGAAAAGAAAAGAAAUGGAGGUCUGAAGUUAUGUUGAUGCUGUUCAACUUGAACUGAGAAUUACUUUCUUGCCCUCCUGAGACUGGAACGCACAUGUUGUUUUUUGAUAAGUAUGAAUGUUGUUUUUGUAUUUCACAUGGGUACACUAGAGAAAAACAACUCACAUUUGGAUUCAGGGCUGAAUUUGAGUGUUUUACCUGUGUAAGAGCAGCUAAAAAAAAAAAAGGGCACGAUCCAUAUAUGUUGGAGCUUUUCAAGGCUUAUUUCAAAAUCUUAGAGCAAUUAAGAUUUAAAAAAAACAAACUUCCCCACAAGCUCCUUGUGGAAAACUUUCAGUUACCUAAUCUUAGAUGACACUGUUUUCAGACAUCUCGGUAAGCACUAAUGAGAAAAAGCUGCAGAAAUGGCAUCAGGAAUAUUGAUUGUUUUCCGUGCGGAUUCUUUGCAGUAAUGUUUACAUUUACCAGCAGCAGUCCAGUCCAUCCGCUUGUUUCUAUCUGGUCAGAAUCCCUCCAAAAUCUGCAAAUGUUGACUGAAUAAAACAUCGCAAAGUCUC